Messenger RNA from Quercus lobata, 717 nucleotides. Its product is annotated as mitogen-activated protein kinase kinase kinase 18-like. Gene Ontology annotation, molecular function: ATP binding; protein kinase activity. The coding region runs from base 1 to 717 and encodes 238 amino acids. Gene Ontology annotation, biological process: protein phosphorylation; signal transduction. NCBI's taxonomy places the organism in Eukaryota, Viridiplantae, Streptophyta, Magnoliopsida, Fagales, Fagaceae. The record is from RefSeq and is a predicted model, not a curated record. The transcript has 4 exons.
AUGGUGUUUGCGGUUUUUCAAAAAUCUUUAUCGCUUCAAAAGAAGGCCAAAAUCUUGCAAGACUUGGUUGACUGCCCUGAGAUUGUUCAUUAUUUUGGAAACGAUUUGAGUGUUGAAAGUGGCGUAGGGUUCUAUAACUUGCAGCUAGAGUAUGCGUCAGGAGGCACCCUUGAAGAUUUAAUCAAGAAAACUGGAGGAAAAUUAGUGGAAUAUGAUGUGCAAAGGUUACGUACAUUGCGACCUGAAGCCAGAAAUAUUCUUGUUUUUCGUUCUAAAGAUGGUAGAGGCAUUGUUGUUAAGAUUGCUGAUUUUGGAAUAUUGAAAAUUCUGAGAGAGGAGAAUGAUUUUGUGAAGAGAAAGCUUUGCUUUCGGGGAACUCCUAUAUAUAUGUCUCCAGAAUCUGUUGCAUUAGGUCUAGUAAUGUUUCAAAUUGUUUUUGGAAAGGAGCCACCAAAAAUACCCGAAACUAUGUCAGAACAUGGGAAAGAUUUCUUGGGGAAGUGUUUUGUAAGAGAUCCUAGAAAGAGGUGGACUGCUGAGAUGCUACUGAACCAACCUUUCGUCAUUGAAACUGAAUGUUUGACAUCUACAAAAAUCCGUCUUGAUUGUUCUUUCAUCAAUUUCAAGGGGACUGUCUUCCUCAGAAACAUUGCUUCCUCCUCCUGGAUUCUAUGCUUUUCCUUCAAUGCUGCAUGGGCAUGCCCAUUAUUAUGGUAA